Messenger RNA from Zasmidium cellare ATCC 36951, 708 nucleotides. RefSeq lists its product as uncharacterized. Bases 1 to 708 code for a protein of 235 amino acids. The transcript has a single exon. The record is from RefSeq and is a predicted model, not a curated record. NCBI's taxonomy places the organism in Eukaryota, Fungi, Ascomycota, Dothideomycetes, Mycosphaerellales, Mycosphaerellaceae.
AUGGACCUCGCAGACCUCACAACUCACCCCCAAGAGAUGCAGCGCCAGCAGCACGAGCACGACAACAAGAACACAACCCUCUUGAGACUGUCGGCAGAGCUGCGCAACAAGGUCUUCGCCCUCGCUCUGCCCGCGGACCAAAUCUUCACGACAUGCCAGAAUGCCCAUGAGCUCAUGUUGAACGGUAAAGUACAAGGAAGCUCAAUAGUUUCUGAUGCCGAGUCAUACCAAGACAACUUCAGUAUCACCCAAGUGUGCCGCCAGAUCCGCGCCGAGACUUUGAAGGUCGCUUAUGCCUCCAAUACGUUUGUGCUCGGCAUCCAUGAGCAUGCACGGAGGAAUGACGCAGAGCGAUGGGUCGAGAGUCGGCCAUCUGAAGCGCUGGAGUCGAUCUCCAAGGUUAUCGUACACUCCGGAAGUAAUGAUUGGUGGUAUGGAUGUCAAGAGUCCAAUGUCGUUUUCGACCUCGAAUCGGGCGUUGCUAAAUUGCUUGAAAAUGGCUGCGACUGGUGCGAUGAAAGCGUAGAGAGCUGGGGCGAGGAGACCGGCGAUGUCGUGGCUCAGGCUCUAGACGGAUUGACGUCGCCGAAGGAGAAGCUCAUGAAGUUCUUCGAGGUACUUCGAGUUGUAUUGCCACCGCGUGACAGUGACAGGGACUGGGCAUUCGAGGACGAUUAUGUGCACGUCGCUGAGCGGCAGCAGGAGUAG